This is a messenger RNA of Gadus morhua (Atlantic cod), 7272 nucleotides long. RefSeq names its product Down syndrome cell adhesion molecule b (gene dscamb). Gene Ontology annotation, biological process: axon guidance; brain development; cell-cell adhesion. Gene Ontology annotation, cellular component: plasma membrane; axon. Lineage: Eukaryota; Metazoa; Chordata; Actinopteri; Gadiformes; Gadidae. The transcript is spliced from 33 exons. Bases 951 to 7184 code for a protein of 2077 amino acids. The record is from RefSeq and is a predicted model, not a curated record. Gene Ontology annotation, molecular function: cell-cell adhesion mediator activity.
CGUCAGGUGCGGCUCAUUUCCCUUAAUGCAAAUAUAUCCAGUCUGUACGUACUCUUCACGCGCCCCCAAAGUAGCGCCUGGUCCGAGGAAACGGCGUGGCAGCUUCUGCUCCUUUAAGGCAAUGAGGAAUUAAAGCGUGUGCAGGGGCAAGGGGAGAGGGUUAUUGUGUAUAAUGCUCAGAGUCACUGUAGUGGGUUGGCGCGGAGACCAAUGCGAUUAGAGCGGGAGCGGGGAAGAUGCGCGUGCUUGCCUCUCGCUGGACGGACAGAGGCGCUGUAGAAGACAUGACUCUGGAGUCUCAGAAGCAAAAAAAAAAAAACCGCUUCAACACACCCGGAUUUGUUUCUCAUUAAAUCCAGCGGCUUCUCUUUCUUUUUUUUCUAUUUUUAAAAAUAAAUGUUUCUUUUCUUUUUUCCCAAGCGUGAUUCGUCGUUCCAAAGUCUUUUAUUUAGGAUUUUUUUGUGCCACUUUUUUAUUUUUUUCCUUGUUUUUUGCCUUCAGCCCAGAUUUGUCAUAUUUCCCCCUUUUUUUUUUGAAUUUCUACAUCUAUUCCACCUUCUCUGACUCAGCAGCACACCUGUGCUUCACGCGAGCGCCGUUUCCGCUCCUCCAGCAUCUCUCUGAAUCACAGCGCGAGCAGCGAGACGCCGGGCAGCCGAGAGGAGUCUGAUCAGAGCUCUCCCUCCCCGACACCACAACCGAGGCUCAUAUGUGCUCCGCGUGCAAACACCAAAACAGGUCGGGAGAGGGGAAAAAAGUGUCCAAAACAAGUAACGAGAAUCGGUUAAACUAGUAACUAAAAGUCGAGGCAUUAGACGGGUUCCCUUCCAAGACAGUGGCAAAUGUUGAACCUUAUCCUAAGCACAGAGAAGAGACUCCUGGGCAGGCGUCGGUCGAGGCGUGCGGAGGCAGACGAGGAAGCAUAGCUCGGGGAUUGAACGGAGCAGGGCAUGUGGAUAUUGGCUUUUAUCUUUUUCCAGAGCAUCUUGAAUGUUUUCAGUGAAGAACUUCAUUCCAGCCUGUACUUUGUCAAUGCGUCCCUUCAAGAGGUAGUCUUUGCCAGCACCACAGGGACCGCGGUGCCCUGUCCAGCCGCCGGGGCGCCCCCCGCCUCGCUGCGCUGGUACCUGGCAACGGGCGAGGAGAUCUACGACGUGCCCGGGAUCCGCCAUGUCCACCCCAACGGCACGCUGCAGAUCUUCAACUUCCUGCCGUCCAGCUUCAGCAAGCUGAUCCACGACAACACCUACUACUGCACUGCCGAGAACCCCUCGGGCAAGAUCCGCAGCCAGGAUGUCCACAUCAAAGCGGUUUCGAGGGAACCGUACACAGUCCGCGUGGCUGACCAAAAAGCUAUGAGAGGCAAUGUAGCGGUCUUCAAGUGCAUUAUUCCUGCCACAGUCGAGGCCUACGUCACGGUCGUGUCAUGGGAGAAGGACACGGUGUCGCUCAACUCAGGGCAAAGACAUCUCAUCACCUCCACGGGAGCCUUGUACAUCUUGGACGUGCUGCCCGAGGAUGGGCUGAACAACUACCGCUGCACCACGCGCCACCGCUACACGGGCGAGACGCGGCAGAGCAACAGCGCGCGCCUCAUCGUGUCCGACCCCAACAAUGCCGAGCCGGGCAUCCUGGAUGGCUUCGACCGGCGCGAGGUCAUGAUCAACCAGCGGGUGGAGCUGCCCUGCAAGGCGUCGGGCUUCCCUCCGCCUAAGCACCGCUGGCUGAAGGACAACAGCCCCCUGGAGCCCGAUAGCCGAUUCCGCCAGACCAUCAUGGGCCUGCUGAUCGAGAGCUCCCAGCCCAGCGACUCUGGCACAUACGUGUGCGAGGUGUGGAACACCUACGGCAACGCCGAGGUCAUGGGACACCUGGUGGUCAAACAGCCCCUGAAGGCCGUCAUCAGCCCCCGCAAGGUGAAGGGCAGCGUGGGCAGCAAAGUGUCCCUGUCCUGCACCGUGAGCGGCUCGGACGAGUACGAGCUGUCCUGGUACCGCAACGGGGAGAUCAUCUACCCUGGCAACAACGUGCGCAUCACGGGCAUCAACCACGAGAACCUCAUCAUGGAGGGCAUGGCCAAGAGCGACGGCGGGGCCUACCAGUGUUUCGCCCGCAGGGGCAAGAUGUCCGCCCAGGACUUUGUGCAGGUCAUCCUUGAAGACGGCACGCCCAAGAUCCUGGCGUCGUUCAGCGAGAAGGUGGUUAACCCCAGCGAGCCCGUCUUCCUGGCCUGCAACGUGAAGGGCACGCCACCGCCCAGCUGCACCUGGUCGCUGGACGACGACCCCGUCAUCAAGGACGGCCACCACCACCUGGGCCACUACGAGACCCACGAGGGCCACGUGGUCAGCCAGCUGAACGUCACGCACACGCAGGUGCAGGACGGCGGGCUGUACCGCUGCGCGUGCGCCAACUCCGCCGGGGCCGUGCACCACCAGGCUCGCAUAAACGUAAGAGGCCGUGCCAGCAUCCGACCAAUGAAGAACAUCACAGCCAUCGCAGGGCGGGACGCCUUUGUGCACUGCCGCGUGAUUGGCUACCCCUACUACUCCAUCAAGUGGUACAAGAACUCUGCGCUGCUGCCCUUCAACCACCGCCAGAGGGCCUUCGAGAACAACGGCACGCUGAAGCUGUCCAACGUGCAGCAGGUGGACGCUGGGGAGUACAACUGCAAGGUCAUGGUGCAGCCCAACAAGAUGGACUCCCAGAGCGUCCACCUCCGUGUGAGAGUGCCCCCCUACAUCCAGCCCUUUGAGUUCCAGCGCUUCACUAUUGGCCAGCGGGUGUUCAUCCCUUGCGUGGUGAUGUCUGGCGACCAGCCCCUGGACAUCACGUGGCAGAAGGACGGCCGGCCCAUCCCCGUCAGCCUGGGCGUCACCGUGGACAACAUCGACUUCACCAGCUCCCUGCGCAUCUCCAACCUCACGCCCGACCACAACGGCAACUACACCUGCAUCGCCCGCAACGAGGCGGCCGUGGUGGAGCACCAGAGCCAGCUGAUCGUCAGAGUUCCCCCACAGUUUGUGGUUCAGCCUGAAGACCAAGAUGGGAUCUACGGGAAGACGGUGACUCUGAACUGCUCCGCUGAAGGCUACCCCCGGCCCACCAUCGUGUGGGAGCACUCCAAAGGAGCGGGGGUCCCCCAGUUCCAGCCCAUCCUGCUGAACAGCGGCUCGCGGGUGCAGCUGCUGAGCAACGGCUCGCUGCUCAUCAAGCACGUGCUGGAGGACGACGGGGGCUUCUACCUGUGCAAAGUCAGCAACGACGUGGGCGCCGACGUCAGCAAGUCCAUGUACCUCACCGUGAAGAUCCCGGCCAUGAUCACGUCGUACCCCAACACCACGCUGGCCACUCAGGGCGAGGAGAAGAAGAUGAGCUGCACGGCGCACGGCGAGAAGCCCAUCAUGGUGCGCUGGGAGAAGGAGGAGCGCAUCAUCAACCCGGAGACCAGCCGCUACGUGGUCACCGUCAAGGAGGUGGCCGACGAGGUCAUCUCCACCCUGGUGAUCAUGCCUACAGUCCGUGAGGACUCCGGAUUCUUCUCCUGCCAUGCAAUCAACUCCUUCGGGGAGGACCGGGGCAUCAUCCAGCUCACAGUGCAGGAACCACCGGACCCCCCUGAGGUGGAGAUCCGAGAGGUCAGAGAUCGGACCAUCGCUCUUCGCUGGACUAUGGGCUUUGACGGUAACAGCCCAAUCACAGGAUAUGACAUCGAGUGCAAGAACAAAUCAGCAUCAUGGCUAUCAGCACAGGUAACCAAAGACGUGUCGCCCCAGCUUAACCAGGCCACCAUCAUCGACCUGCACCCUUCCUCCACCUACAACAUCCGCAUGGUCGCCAAGAACAUCAUCGGCAACAGUAACCCCAGCAACGAGCUGACCAUCACCACAGACGAAGCAGCCCCUGACGGCCCCCCGCAGGACGUCCUUCUGGAGCCCACCUCCCCGCAGAGCAUCAAAGUCAGCUGGAAGCCGCCGCCGAGACACCUGCAGAACGGUGUGAUCCGGGGCUACCAGGUGGGCUACAGGGAGUACAGCCCCGGGGGCAACCACCAGUUCACCAUCAUCAGCAUGGACACCACCGGGGACACCAUGGAGAGCAUCCUGCUGGACAACCUCAAGAAGUUCACCCAGUACAGCGUGGUGGUGCAGGCGGCCAACCGGGCCGGCACGGGGCCCUCCUCCCAGCAGGUGGUCACCAAGACCCUGGAGGAUGUGCCCUCCCGGCCCCCCGAGAACGUGCUGGCCGUGGCCAAGUCCCCCGAGGUCAUCUCCCUGUCCUGGAUGACCCUUCCCCGGGAGGCCCUCAACGGCAACCUGCAGGGCUACCGGGUCAUCUACUGGGCCAACCUGCCAGAUGGAGAGCUGGGCGAGAUCCGCAACGUGACCACAGCCCAGCCCUCCCUGGAGCUGGACUACCUGGAGAAGUACACCAACUACAGCAUCCAGGUGCUGGCCUUCACCCGGGCUGGGGACGGGGUCCGCAGCGAGCAGAUCUACGUCCGCACCAAAGAGGACGUUCCUGGACCCCCUGCCGGGGUGAAGGCCGCUGCCUCCACCAGCUCCGUGGUGUUCGUGUCCUGGCUCCCGCCGCUGAAGCUCAACGGCAUCAUCAGGAAGUACAUCGUGUUCUGCUCAAACCUCCACCCCAUGGUGAUGAGCGAGUUCGAGGCCUCUCCGACAGUCUAUUUCUACAGAAUCCCUAACCUGGCCCGCAACAGGCAGUACAGCAUUUGGGUGGUGGCAGUGACCGCUGCCGGCCACGGCAACAACAGCGAGAAGAUCACCGUGGAGCCCCUGGCCAAUGCUCCGGCCCGCAUCCUGACCUUCAACGGUACAGUGACCACACCCUGGAUGAAGGACAUCGUCCUCCCCUGUAAGGCCGUGGGAGACCCCCCUCCCACCAUCAAGUGGCUCAAGGGAAACACCAACGGGACCCCUAGUCCUGUCCUGGUGGACGGACGUAGGAGCGUCCACGUCAACGGUAGCUUCAUCAUUCGCACUGUGAAAGCUGAGGAUUCUGGGAACUACAGCUGUGUGGCCAGCAACAAUUGGGGCUCAGAUGAAAUCACGCUUAACCUGCAGGUUCAAGUCCCCCCUGACCAGCCACGCCUUACCGUUACCAAGACAACCACUACAUCCAUCACGCUGUCUUGGAUACCGGGGGACAAUGGAGGGAGCUCCAUUAGAGGUUACAUCCUGCAGUACUCCGAGGACAACAGUGAGCAGUGGGGCAGCUUUCCCAUCAGCCCCAGCGAACGUUCGUACCGCCUUGAGAACCUCAAGUGUGGCACCUGGUACAAGUUCACGCUCACGGCCCAGAAUGCCGUGGGGCCGGGGCGGAUCAGUGAGAUCAUCGAGGCCAAGACUCAUGGGAAAGAACCCCAGUUUGCCAAAGAACACGAGCUCUUCACCAGCAUCAACUCCACCAGGGUCCGGCUCAACCUGAUUGGCUGGAACAACGGCGGCUGCCCAAUCACGUCCUUCAUCCUGGAGUACCGCGCGGUGGACUCGGCCACGUGGACCACGGCGCAGCGCACCUCGCUCACCAAGAGCUACAUCCUGUACGACCUGCUGGAGGCCACCUGGUACGAGCUGCAGAUGAAGGUCACCAACAGCGCCGGCUCGGCCGAGAAGAGGAUCACCUUCGCCACGCUCAACCCAGACGGAAGUACAAUCCCCCCACUGCUGAACACGGGGGACCCCAUCUCGGUCAACAUGUCUGGGAGCGGGGGCCUGAAAAUGGUGGUGACCAUCACGUCCAUUUUGGUGGUGGUGGUGCUGGCCUUCAUCAUGCUGAUGGUGCUGAAGAGGAGGAGGAGGGAGCAGAGGCUGAAGAGACUCAGAGAUGCCAAAAGCCUGGCAGAAAUGCUGAUGAGUAAGAAUACCCGGACCCCCGACACGGUGAACAAACAGCAGCAGACGUUACGAAUGCACAUCGACAUCCCCCGAGCGCAGCUGCUCAUCGAGGAGAGAGACACAAUGGAGACAAUCGACGACCGGUCCACAGUGCUGUUAACCGACAAUGAUUUUGGCGAGACCAAUAAGCAGAAGUCCUCCACAGUGACCCACACGGUCCACUACCAGUCCCUGUCCCAGGCCACGGGGCCCCUGGUGGACGUGUCCGACGCCAGGCCAGGAACCAGUGAGUCGCACCAUCACCAUCCCACUGCCAGACGCACUGCCAAAGCCGGGCCUGCCGCGGCCCGCAGCCGCUACGCCAGCCAGUGGACCCUGAACCGCCCGCACCCCACCAGCUCCUCCCACACCCUGACCACCGACUGGAGGCUGCCCACGCCCCGCGCCACCGGCUCCGUGGACAAGGAGAGCGACAGCUACAGCGUCAGCCCCUCCCAGGACACGGACCGCGCCCGCAGCAGCAUGGUGUCCACGGAGAGCGCGUCCUCCACCUACGAGGAGCUGGCGCGCGCCUACGAGCACGCCAAGAUGGAGGAGCAGCUGCGGCACGCCAAGUUCACCAUCACCGAGUGCUUCAUCUCGGACACGUCGUCGGAGCAGAUGACGGCGGGCACCAACGACUACACGGACAGCGUGGCGUCCAGCACGCCGUCCGAGUCGGGCAUCUGCCGCUUCACCGCCUCGCCGCCCAAGCCCCAGGACGUCAGCCGCGUCAUCAACAUGGCGGCGCCCAAGGCGCACAGGCCAGGCGGAGAGCUGGUGCACCUGCCACCUUAUCUCCGCAUGGACUUCCUGUUGAACCGCGGCGUCGCUGCUACAGCCCGCCAGGGGGGAGCCAGCUCCAGUGGUGGAGGAGGAGGAGGAGGUGGUGGUGCUACAGGUGAAACGGCCGCAGGACCAGGAUCAGGAGGAGGAGGAGGAGGAGGAGGAGGAGGAGGAGGAGGAGGAGGAGGAGCCAUGGGCCAGACCUGCCUUGAACCCCAGCGGAGCCGAACCCUGAAGAGGCCCCCUCCGAUGGAGCCCACCCCCAUGGAGCUGCCCUCACCGCGGGGGGAGGUGCAGCAGUGGCAACCAGGAACUGCCGCCACGCUGCCGCACAGGGAGGCCCGCGAGAGGGGCGAGGCCCGUGGAGAGGUCCCCUCAUCGGGGGACCUGGCCCAAGCACAGGCUGCCAAGCUCAGCACUUCCCAGGAGUCACUGCUGGAUUCCAGAGGACACCUGAAACAGAGCAACAACCCCUAUGCCAAGUCCUACACGCUGGUAUAACACUGGGACUCCAGGGUAACGGGGACUAGCGCGCGCCACGGCCCCCCCCGUCGCAGACACAUGCUGCGGGGGGCGGGGGGGGGGGGGG